Messenger RNA from Rhopilema esculentum, 4050 nucleotides. Its product is annotated as cytochrome P450 27C1. The record is from RefSeq and is a predicted model, not a curated record. Gene Ontology annotation, cellular component: mitochondrial inner membrane. Lineage: Eukaryota; Metazoa; Cnidaria; Scyphozoa; Rhizostomeae; Rhizostomatidae. Gene Ontology annotation, molecular function: oxidoreductase activity, acting on paired donors, with incorporation or reduction of molecular oxygen; heme binding; iron ion binding. Gene Ontology annotation, biological process: cortisol metabolic process; cellular response to peptide hormone stimulus; cholesterol metabolic process.
GUUACUUCCAAAGCUAGAUAACAAGCAGGGGCGUUGUGGCUAGACGGGACACCGGGAAAUUUCCCGGUGGGCCCCUUUCAAAUGAGUUUGUGAAACCCAAGACAAACAGGCCCCUGUGAAAGAGAUGCUUGGAAUAUGAACAGGGCUUCUGAGAGGGGGAAAAGGAAGGGCAAACUGCCCCAGGGCCUCGGGGUCUUGGGGGCCUCUUAAAGCAAGGAAUUCCAAUUUUAGAAAUGAAUUUUAAUGAAACGUAACAAAGUAUGCCUAAAAAUUGUAAAACUUUGUAAACAACUGCAAAAAAUUUCUGAAAUGUAUUUCAAGCGAACUUAAAGGGCGUGUCCGAGAAAAAAUUUCUGCUCGCUUCGCUCGUAGUUCACAUAAUUGCUUUGUCUCGUUUGUGUUUGUAUCAAGUGUGCCUACAGUACUGGAUUCGCAGUCUUAAAGAGUCUAUGGCUAGAGAAAAGAGGACACACCACAACAAACAUGGAAAAUGAACAUUUAAAAAUGAUAAAAACUGGAAUCUUUUCAAUGCAUGGUGCAUGGUUUCCAGAAACUAUGGUCCCAUCGUGAAGAGAGCCAGCCCACAAGGCGGUGAAGUCUGGCUGUUUGAUCCUCAAGACGUGGCCACCGUCUUCCGAGCCGAACCAAAAUAUCCAAAAAGAUUCGAUGUCCCGCUUCUCGAUGACUUUUACGCUCGCAGAUCUAAAGAGCCCGGUGUUUUCUUUCUCAACGGUGAAAAGUGGCACAAGCACAAAUUGCUAAUGUCCAAGAAGAUGCUGCGCCCAUUGGAAGUCAGCCAGUAUAUUCCAAGAAUAAACUGCAUUGCUUCAGAAAUGGUUGAGCGUAUUUCAAAAGUAAGGGACAGCAAUACCUUUGAAGUUGAUGAAAUUGAUAUGGAGCUCUUCAAAUGGUCGUUUGAAACGGUGGCGGAUUUUCUGUUUGAUCGUCGAUUUUAUGCGCUAAGCGACAGUCCGCCUGAAAAGGCUACGAAUUUCAUCAAGGCAAUUGGUCUCUUCCUUGAUUCCGUUUCAGCUGCCUCUCUUAUGCCUCCUGGUUUAUAUAAAUAUUACAAAACGAAGGCAUUCAAGGAUUUUGAUCACAAUUUUAUGCUAUUGUAUAAAUUUGCAGAGGAACUUAUCGAAGAGAAGUUAUCAGACAUUGCCAAGCGAAGGGAACGUGGUGAAGAUAUCGAUACUAGGAACGAACUCAUACCAUUUCUGCUGUCUUCUGAUAGGAUAUCAGAGGACGAGGUUGGGUCGAGCAUAGUGGACACGUUGUUUGCAGGCGUAGACACGACGUCCAACACGAUGCAGUGGAUGCUGUACUUGAUUGCUAAAAACCCGCACGCGCAAUCUCGUAUCAGAGAAGAGAUUUCAAGAGUUCUGCCGCAAGGACAAGAGCCAACUUCAGAGACUCUUCAACAGCUGAGCUUUGUGAAAGCUGCUGUGAAAGAGACAUUACGUCUGUACCCGGUCCUUAUUUUAACAAGCCGAAUUCUCGAGCACGAUGUCAUUUUGUCCGGAUACCACGUACCUGCAAACAAUCAGCUCUUUCUUAUGCACCAUGCUAUAGGCCGCAGUGAGGAUCUUUUUGAGAAUGCAAAAGAAUUUGUCCCGGAAAGAUGGCUCAGGACGGAGUCUGCUACAAAACAUUCCGCUUAUGCUUCGAUACCGUUCGGGCAUGGGGUCCGCAUGUGUCUCGGUCGUCGCUUAUCGGAAUUUGAGCUUCAGAUACUGCUUAUCAAGAUAUUGAACCGGUACACAUUGGAAAUACCGCCUGGGCAUGUCGUUGAUAACUAUUUCCGAGGUGUGAACAUUCCGGACAAACCAAUCCGGGUUAAGUUUGUUGAGAGAAAGAUCGACCAACGAUAGAUUAUACGCUGCCCAUUAUGCACUUUUUAUAUCGGAAGUUUGAUAGAUUAGAAGUUUCGAAAAUUUGUAUUAUUAAAUUGUUUUUAUUAUAUUUUUAUCGUCUUUGAUAAAAUAUGCAUUAUUUAUUCCAUUAACUUACAAUCGCUUAAAUCGCGAAAUGUAUUAAUAUUCAUUGAUCGAUAAUAUCAAAAAAUAGUGAUUGUAAGUGAAAUAUUCUUAGAAUUAAAAAAUCCCUUUCUGGGAUUAUACUGGGUAAAAUGUAUUCAGGUUUAUUGAUGUAUUCAGGUGUUCUCAACAAUUAUCGACUGGUAAAAUAAUCGCUGCGCAGGAGGAUUCAAAUUUUUAAAAAUCCCUCCUGUAACAUAGAUAGCAGUAAAUAGCAAAAGUUGGGCAGCAGAACACUCGAUUGAAAUGCUCCAAAGGUCCUUUUAAAGCCUGUAAGGUAGAGAACUGAUCGUGUCCAUGUGAUUUCAUGUUGGAAGGCACAUCUGUCGAAUUGUGUGUUUUACAAUUGUGUCAUUGUAGCCAGCGUCGAAACUCAAUAAGAGAAUACUUCUAGUGGUUACUUGUAUGAGAUCUAUCGCAGAAUAACCAAAACACAACAAAACAGAAUUAUAUACAAGGGCGGAUAUGACGUAACGUUCUUAAGGCGAAUACCGGGGGUAGAUGAAGGCAAUAACUAUACUCCCUAACACUUGUCUGAUGGUGGUGGCAUGUCUUUAAUUGCUCGCACUUUCUCUGGGUCUGGUUUGAGUCCCUCGGAUGUGAAAAAAUGACCAGCAUAAGUCACUUGUUGAACAAGUAAAUUCACCUUUAGUGGAUUAAAUUUCAGUCCCACUUUUCUGCUCCUGUCAAGUACUGCAAUCAUUUUCUCUUUGAUAUCACUGCCAUCCUUUCCAUGAAUGAGAAUAUCGUCCACAAUAAUUUCAACUGGUACAUUAGCAAAUAACCUGUCCAUUUUACGCUGGUACAACUCUGGGGCUGAUGAGAUACCAAACGGGAGUCAGGUAAAUCUAUGUCGGCCCCAAGGAGUAUUGAAUGUCAACAACUUUGAGCUUUCUUCAUCCACAGGUAAUUGCCAGUAACCACUACUAGCGUCCAGUGUAGUAAAAGUUGUAUCCCCAGCCAGACGUUCAGCUACCUGUUCAACGGUAACCAUCGGGUAAUGUGAUCUUUUGAGAGCUCUGUUCAAUUCUCUUGGAUCAAUACAGAUCCGUCGUGUACUGUCCUUAGUGGGAGGGCUAUCACGAUUUGUUUCUUUACGUUUGUCGACAACAACCAUGGAGGAAACCCAAUGGGUGUGUUCAUCCUCCUUGACAAUUAUCCCAUCAAUCUCCAUUUCAAGCAAAGCUUCUGCUUUGUAGGUUCUAGAAGUGCAACAAGGAUUUUCCUCGGAGGGUGGAUAACUGUGGGGAUAGACUCAUACGAAAUUUCCGCCAGUUAUCAACUGCAUAGGCAUCAAAAACCAGUGGCCCCGGUUUGCUAAAAGACUCUCUUUCCGCCAUUUUGUUUUCCGAUACUAGUCUCCAGCAACUUUCGUGUUUAAUGACUCAACAAUCGUAUCUUCGUAUCCAAAACACACCUGACACCAUGUUGUAAUUCAUACUUGAAUAAGCGGCCUAACCAAAACAUCCACAAUUUUACGAACUAAACUAGAAAGCCACAACGUGUCCCAAUGGCGGGAAUUUCCGUCAGCGUUUAAAGGCUCAAAAACACUGGGCAUUUAAAUGGAUUCGAUUAAAUGGAUGCUGGAAAAAUAGACAGUGUAAACGCAAAAUUUGAUGUCAAAAUAGCUGUUUCGACAAAGUGAAAAAUCCUUUUAAAAAGUUGGAUGUGUUCAAUUUUCAUCCAACUUUUUGCUAUUGUAUUCUUCGAACUCUUUUAUGACGGGCACUGCACUUCAAGGGCUUCUCUCCAUCAGCCAGGUUUUUUUUUACCACGUUGCUUUUUGAAAUGCUUAUUAAUUGCUGCAAAGAGUCAAAGAAUUAAAAAAACAUACAGUUGAUAUAUUUGUAAAGAGAGGGAAUCUGUUUUUGGGACACCAGAUUGCCUCUGUAUCGCAAUAGAGAUGCAAGACAAACAAAACUAACGAGCCUUGUUGAGAAUUUUAUCUUUGCUGGUAUUGCCUCUCAUAGACUUGUGUUAAUUUUUUAAAUAUCAAAUUCAACAAGUUACAAGA